This is a messenger RNA of Osmerus eperlanus (European smelt), 3837 nucleotides long. RefSeq names its product HECT domain containing 2 (gene hectd2). NCBI's taxonomy places the organism in Eukaryota, Metazoa, Chordata, Actinopteri, Osmeriformes, Osmeridae. Gene Ontology annotation, molecular function: ubiquitin protein ligase activity. The transcript has 21 exons. Gene Ontology annotation, biological process: protein polyubiquitination; ubiquitin-dependent protein catabolic process. The record is from RefSeq and is a predicted model, not a curated record. Bases 449 to 2743 code for a protein of 764 amino acids.
AGAGGCGCGGAGAGGGUCGGGCGCUUACGUAAGGACAACUCUGGUAUCCAAGCUUGUAACUAUGAACUUUUCAAACAAUAUGGCGCAUGUGUACAGCUGCGCUACAGACUUAGACGAUAAGACUCCUUGCGUUGGAAAUUAUGUAUGUAUAGAGAAUUCGUUAGAAUAGUGAUAAUAUAAUUUGGACGCAGACUCGUCGGAGUUUAAUACUAGUUCGCAGCAUCAGACCGCCCGCGCGCCUUCGACAACUUUUGAGCGAGCCUACAGUACUCACCUGCUUGCCAUGAAGACUUGGAGCCUUUUCGGUCCAUAAAUGUUACUUUAUAACAGAUACCGAUUCUUGAAUGUUUUGUUAACGAGUAUGCGGGUAUUAUGUAUCUUUUUUGUUAGGUCAUAUGCUUUAGCGUAAAUGUCUGUGACUGCAACUUAAACGAGACAAGCAAAAGAAAUGCUGUUGAAUAUGAGGGAGAAUAACACGCCGUUGUGUCAGAGGGAGAAGGAGAGAGACAGACUUCCCCCGAUCUUCAAUCACUCCACAUCCGUUUUAGAGCGAGGGCCAAAGCUGCCAUACCCCUCCAUCAGCAGUCUCAUGUCUUCAGCCAAUCAGAAGAGAGAUGCUGCUGGUCGCUGUCUUUCUUCCCCCUUUAUCCUGCCCAGCAUCAAACAUGGUUAUAUUGCAGGUAGAGAGCUGCCCCCCCUGUGUCCUGAGGUCAAACAGAAACACCGCAUCACCAUCGACAUCCUGCCCCCAGAGGUUAAGGCACGCCUCUCCUCCGAACCUGUCAUCCCUUUACGAACCAAGACCACCAAAGAGUUCCUGGAGGACAUGGACAGGGCCACUGUCUCAGGAGACUGGAGGAUGGUCCAUGAGUUCUACUGGACCACGUUUGGCUCCUUCCUGGAACUCAACGCUGCCUUCAAGAAAGAAGCAAAUGCUCCUUUCAACAUGACGGAGGACUCAGGAAUCAACACCAAGUUUGUCAAUGCUGUCUACGAUGCACUACCUCUCACACCUCCUGACACCCAGAAGGCUGUGCUCAAGGGCAUCAUCAACUGUCUGCUGAGAGAAUGGAAGGGGCGUCGGACGAAAGAUGAUCUCAGGGCCUAUUUCAUCCUUGUUCAGAACCCCCAGUGUACCAGUCCAGCCACCUAUGUCAUCUAUGCUCAUCUACUGAGACAAGUGGCAGCGCUGGCCGAGGCAGAUCUGUAUGUCUUAAUGCACUGGCUGAAGAAACUGUCUUCUAAGCGCUUGAAGCACCUUGUGGAGCGUGUGCAUCUCUUCAUCUCCACUCGCCUGUUCCCCUCCAAGCCGGAGGAGCUUCCGCCUCUGGCCAAGUGCUCCUGGUGGAUCCCCUCCGCCACCAAAGUCCUCUCUCUGCUUAAUGCAGCCAACAGCCUGUCCAGUCGUCCUCUGCUGCCCUACGCAGACUUCUACAACCCCAGUCUGGAGCUGACCGACUACAUGGAGGACUACCGCUCCUGGCAGGCCCAGGGCCCCUCCACCAGGUUCACCUUCUGUCAAUUCCCCUUCAUCCUAUCUGCUGGGGUGAAGAAAGCCAUCAUCCAGAGAGACUCAGAACAACAAAUGAUCAGCACUGCCAGGCAAAGUCUGGUGGACAAGGUGAGUCGUAGACAGAGAGUGGACAUGAGCCUUCUCUUCCUCAACAUCAGGGUCAGGCGGCUGCAGCUGGUAGCAGACUCACUUGAUGAGUUGACCAGAAACCGUGCAGACCUGAAGAAGAAGCUAAGAGUGACCUUUGUCGGAGAGGCGGGGCUAGACAUGGGCGGACUCACCAAGGAGUGGUUCCUCCUCCUGAUUCGUCAGAUUUUUCACAUGGACUAUGGCAUGUUUACAUUCCAGAAGGACUCCCACUGUCACUGGUUCAGCAGCUGGAAGUGUGACAACAACUCUGAGUUCCGAUUGGUUGGUGCUCUGAUGGGCCUAGCUGUGUACAACAGCAUCACUUUGGACAUCCGCUUUCCGCCCUGUGUCUACAAGAAGCUUCUAACCCCACCGGUUCCACCCUGCAAUCCAGACGCUCCUGUCGGCAUGGCAACACUUUCCCUGGACGACCUGCAGCAGGUCAUGCCGGACCUAGCUCGAGGUCUGGCUGAGCUCCUCAACUAUGAAGGCAACAUAGAGGAGGACUUCUGUAUGAGCUUCCAGGUCUGCCAUGAGGAACUGGGAAUCGUCAAGUCCUACAACCUGAAGUCUGGAGGAGACAAGAUCCCAGUCACCAACCAGAACAGGAAAGAGUUUGUCCAGCUGUACAUAGACUUCCUGUUGAACAAGUCCAUCUUCCGCCAGUUUGCUGCUUUCUACCACGGCUUCCACAGUGUCUGCUCCUCAGACGCACUCAUGCUGUUGCGUCCAGAGGAGGUGGAGGUGCUGGUGUGUGGCAGUCCUAACCUGGACAUGAGCACCCUGCAGAGACUGGCCCAGUAUGAGGGCUACAGCAAGACUGAUCCCACUGUCAGGGCCUUCUGGGAGGUGGUGCUGGCGUUUCCUCCCGAGAUGCAGAAGAAGCUGCUGCACUUCUCCACAGGAAGUGACCGUGUGCCAGUAGGGGGUGUGGCCGACCUCAACUUUAAGAUCUCCCGGAUGGACGUCUCCACGGACUGGUUGCCGGUCUCUCACACCUGUUUCAACCAGAUCUGCCUGCCUCCGUACAAGACCAAGAAGGAGCUCAAGCAGAAAAUAACCAUCGCCAUGUCCAACUCAGAGGGCUUCGGCCUGGAGUAACCUCCCAUGCGCGGGCACACACACACACUCUUCGACACACAAUCACACAGGUGCACCAGUGCACACAGACAUUUCCACACCUUGAGAGACUGCCAGGGAUUGCGGUCAUGAGAUAUGUCUACAUGCAGGUGACCCAUGGCAUGUCUGGACACGCACCUGCCUGUUACCCACUACUCAAAGAGAUAUUGCUCAACAAGUCACCUGUUACUGUAAGACCCUGAAGGCAUAUCAAGGUCACACUUUCCAGAGACUGGCAGCCCUGCCAGGUAGUUAGCUAGUGUUCCACUAAGCUCUGGCUUAUUGAUACCAGACUGGACACAGGGAAGGGGGGUGCGCGUUGUAACAGAACUGCCGUGUGGCUUUUUAAAGACAUGACCUCAAUGUGGGAUAUGAUAGGAAUGUGUGUGUGUGUGUGUACUGUAAUUUGGUGUGCCGGUAGGAGGGUGUGUGAGUGUGUGUAGGAAUAACUGUGUGUGUUAAAGUAGUUUGAAGAACGUUCUGCAAGAGGGUGGUGUGACUUUCUUAAAGAGACAGAGAACCUUUAGCUAACCAACCAGAGCUACGCCUCUCCCUGACCAAGGCCUGCAUGCCUGGAAGAAUAAACUCAGUCACGCUCUGACGCUGGUAAAUUAUAAAGAAUAAACCUUAACAUAUUUAAACUAAUAUAUAUUUGCUUGGCCUCAGAAAUGUUGGGACCAUAUUGGAAGAGGCAGUUUGUGUGCCAGAGUAUUAUGAUCUGACGAUCCUUUCUGGCUUUUAAAUGUUGGGACCAGAGAGGGAAAUUAAUCUCCCAAGUUGUUCAGUAGUUUGUCAUACUAUGUAGGAUGAUAUGAAAUGUUACUGAAGGUUGUGCCAUAGAAAUGUACAUGUAACAUUUGUUGUUGAUAGUCACUGUGCACCAAAUGUGUAAUUCUGUAUGGGAACGUGAGAGUAGUUGUCAGUCAUGUUGCUAUUAGACAUGUUAUUAUGUAGCAUCUUGGUGUUCUAUAUGUAAUAUCUUAGUGUGAUUGCAGCGUCCACUCUCAGGUUAUCCACGUCCUGUACUGUAUGGUCAUGUGAAAGAGUUUCCAAGCUAAUAAAAGCUUCUUUGUUUA